Coffea eugenioides is the source of this 1171-nucleotide messenger RNA. RefSeq names its product endo-1,4-beta-xylanase 1-like. NCBI's taxonomy places the organism in Eukaryota, Viridiplantae, Streptophyta, Magnoliopsida, Gentianales, Rubiaceae. Gene Ontology annotation, molecular function: hydrolase activity, hydrolyzing O-glycosyl compounds. The transcript is spliced from 3 exons. Gene Ontology annotation, biological process: carbohydrate metabolic process. The coding region runs from base 1 to 1131 and encodes 376 amino acids. The record is from RefSeq and is a predicted model, not a curated record.
AUGCUCCAGAAAAGAAAACGUGCCGCCAUGAUACACGUAGCAGAUGUCCAUGGACGGAGGUUGGAAGGAGCACUAGUUGAGGUGGAGCAAAUUUCAAGAGAGUUUCCUUUCGGAUCUGCAAUUGCCAGCACUAUCCUUGGAAAUUUGCCAUACCAGAACUGGUUUGUGGAGCGGUUCAAUGCUGCAGUAUUCGAAAACGAACUCAAGUGGUACGCAACAGAACCUCAGCAAGGAAUUGUCAACUACACAGUGCCAGAUCAGAUGUUGGAAUUUGCUCGUGCCAACCAAAUCAUGGUCAGAGGUCAUAACAUAUUCUGGGAGAACCCCAAGUAUUCACCUUCGUGGGUUCUCAAUCUCACCGGACCAGAGCUGAAGGUGGCUGUCAACUCACGCAUACAAAGUUUAAUGUCUCAAUACAAGAGUGAGUUCAUACACUGGGAUGUGAGCAAUGAAAUGCUUCAUUUCGACUUCUACGAGCAAAAACUCGGUCCGGAUGCCAGUCUGCAAUUUUUUGAAACAUCCCAUCAAGCAGACCCUUUAGCCACCUUGUUUAUGAAUGACUAUAAUGUGGUGGAGACUUGUUUUGACAUGAACUCCACCGUGGAUGCCUACAUAUCGAGGUUGAGAGAACUCGAGAGAGCCGGAGUUUCAAUGGACGGAAUUGGCCUAGAAAGUCACUUCACCAUUCCAAACCCUCCACUAAUGAGGGCAAUACUGGAUAAAUUGGCAACACUAAACCUUCCAAUUUGGCUUACAGAGGUAGACAUCAGCAAUACACUCGAUGAACAAACUCAGGCUAGGUAUCUUGAAGCGGUUCUGAGAGAGGGCUUCUCACAUCCUUCUGUAAAUGGCAUUAUGCUCUGGACAGCAUUACAUCCUAAUGGGUGUUAUCAAAUGUGCUUAACGGACAACAAUUUUCGCAACCUCCCAGCCGGGGAUGUUGUUGACAAUCUCCUCAAAGAAUGGCAAACUGGGGCGGUCGAGGGUCAAACAGAUGAUCAUGGUUCAUUUAGUUUCUACGGAUUCUUUGGUGAAUACAAGGUAACUGUUUGCUACGGCAACAGAACAGUCACCUCAACAUUCUCCCUUUGUCAAGGUGAUGAAACGAGACAUCUAAACAUUCAGCUGUAAAUCUUAGUAACAUCAACCAAUUACUAGAAUGGACUUCAUA